GUGGCAUGCAAUUUGGAUAGUAACCUGACCCAUAACAAACAAAGGCUAAAUAUAUUUCCAUGGCAGGGAGGGUCUUUACGCUGGAGGAGAGACAGGCAGAGGGAUAGAGUGAUAGAGGGACAGAAAGAUCGAGAAGAGAGGCACAGGAAGGUUCCCAGUUCUUUCUUCUUGAGGGCUUCAUAGAGCGUCAGACCUUCAGAGAGCUUCACAGUGUCAGUUCCAGACCAGUGUUUGGGAUGAACUUUGCACUGGGCUACAAACCUGGGCAACUCGGGGAGUCUAGCACAAUGGAUAACUUGGAGAAGCAGCUCAUCUGCCCCAUCUGCCUGGAGAUGUUCACCAAGCCUGUGGUCAUACUGCCCUGCCAGCACAACCUCUGCAGGAAGUGUGCCAAUGACGUCUUCCAGGCUGCCAACCCUCUGUGGCAGUCUCGGGGGUCCAAGUCCAUGUCCAUAGGGGGUCGUUUCCGCUGCCCGUCAUGUCGUCACGAGGCAGUGUUGGACCGCCAUGGUGUGUAUGGCCUACAGAGGAACCUGCUAGUAGAGAACAUCAUAGACAUCUACAAGCAAGAAGAGUCCAGCAGGCCCCUAAACCCCACCAAGGUGGAGCAGCAGCAGCUGAUGUGUGAGGAGCAUGACGAGGAGAAGAUCAACAUCUACUGCCUGAGCUGUGAGACGCCCACCUGCUCCAUGUGUAAAGUGUUUGGCCAGCACAAGGACUGUGAGGUGGCCCCCCUGCAGAACGUCUAUAAGAGACAGAAGACAGAGCUGAGUGACGGCAUCGCCAUCUUGGUGGCUGGGAACGACCGUAUCCAGGGCCUCCUCUCUCAGAUGGAGGAGACCUGCAGGUCCAUCCAGGAGAACGGCCGUCGUCAGAAGCAGAGUCUGUGUGAUAAGUUUGAUGGACUGUAUGCCAUCCUGGAGGAGAGGAAGAAGGAGUUGGUGGGGAUGAUCAGCCGCCAGCAGGAUGACAAGCUGGACUACAUCCGCUCCCUCAUGCGUCGCCACGGAGACCACCUAGAGGGCGCCGUCAAGCUGGUGGAGACAGCCAUUCAGUCCAUGGAGGAACCACAGAUGGCCGUGUUCCUACAGAGCAUCAAGGAUAUAUUUAAACAGAUCAGCACCACUGCCAAGGUGUCCAGUAUGGAAUGUCCAGAGCCGGGCUAUGAGAGCAUGGCCCAUUUUGUCAUCAACACAGAGAAUGUGGCAGACAUGCUGAGGACCAUUGACUUCAACACAAUUAGGGCCUCAGGUUUCCAGGAAAAGGAUGGGGAGGAUGGUUAUGAUCUGGGUGAGGACUUGGCAUCGCUGGCAACGGGGGACGUAGACUAUGGGCGAUACUAGUUGAAAAGGGUCAAAUAAAGAAAAAG
This is a messenger RNA of Salvelinus fontinalis (brook trout), 1369 nucleotides long. Its product is annotated as tripartite motif-containing protein 54-like. Gene Ontology annotation, molecular function: zinc ion binding. The transcript is spliced from 8 exons. The record is from RefSeq and is a predicted model, not a curated record. The coding region runs from base 237 to 1343 and encodes 368 amino acids. Lineage: Eukaryota; Metazoa; Chordata; Actinopteri; Salmoniformes; Salmonidae.